AUGCAACCUUCAAGUGCACCUGAAACUAUAGACCACGGAGAGAAUCUAGCAAAGUUCUGGAAGGAAAAGUACCUAAACUCCCUGGAAGACCGCUUGUCUAUGGUCCCUCGCAUACCCACUGAUGUGGAUGGUGAACCCGCGUCACCAAUGUUGGCACCUGCUGUAAAGACUGAUGCAAGACUUGGUAACUCUCGUUCCAAGGGAGAUUCUCCUGAACGAACUGGCAUGUCUUUGACUAGUGAGCUGGGAAUGGAGUGGCCAAUAGUAGUAGCUGUCAAAUACCCUGAAAUGGCCAAUCUCCCAACUCGUGUCAGAAGCAAGAUCGACACUCUAGUCCGUGACCACUUCUUGACACUUCGUCUCGGCACCGUAGCAGCAAACAGAGAAUCUUCUGCAAUCCCAACCAUCCGCCACGAAAUGCAAGGAGAAUUUAUAGCUUGGUUUGAUAAAAUGAUUCAAGAUGGUAUGAUUGAAACAACUACAAACAUGUUGGAUGUAGAAAUGAAGCCUAUGGACGCUGCUCGUAUGUCUAUCGAAGCUGUAUUGCUGCAACAUGAACCAUCCCACCAUUUAAUGAUGACACAUGAAGGUGUAUCUCCCGCUGCUCAGGCUCGUGAAGCUGUAAUUGCACCUGCUGCACCACCGCAAACCGUAAUGAAACAACAUCACUAUAAUCCAUUACCGCCAAUCGUAAUCAAUAUCCCUGCUUUAUCACCAUCGAUAUCAGCCAGCUCUCCGAUCUCUUCAACAAUGAUUGCCACAUCCCCAAUAGUUGUAAAUGCUCCACAGCGUCAGUCAUCUCUACCACCAGCACCGACCAUGACAACACGAGCUCCAACUCCCCGUCAACACCCUAUAGUUCCAUAUGACCCCAACUCUGAACGAUGGAUUGCAUGGACCGAUAUUGUACGUCAACGAUUCCCAGAUUGGUCUGGCUCAACUCCUGCAAUGUCCAACUUUGCAAAGGCAUUUCUGAAGGAACAUCGUCUACCAGAAACCCGAGUAUCUCCAUUAACCGGUAUCACAUCCAAACCAACACUCGGUAUUCCAAAAGACCUACAAAAGUCCUUCAUGGAUGGAUUUGAUCGUCGCUUCCGAACUCAGAAUGGUGAAUGGGUACAAGAACGUCGAAAGGGUGUCAUUAUCAACCUCCAUCCUCUCGGUGACCGUGAUCCAGAUGCUUUACCGAUAGUACGAGCUCACAAACCGGAAAAAGUACAAUAUGAAAAGGUCGUUCGAACAAACUCCUUCCCUGGACAUAUAAUCACUCGUGAUUUGCCCGGUCAAAGACGCUCAGGUGGAUCUCCAAUGAAACGAACUAGUAGUGUCUCUUCUGUCGGAUCAGUAUCUUCUUCAAGUGGAACUCGACUAGGUAACACUGCCGGUGACUUUGUCUUGUCUCCGACAGAAACAACCGAGCAACGCGGUAGAUACUUGGUCAAGCUCUGGACGGAUGUCAUACGCGGCAAGCACGAAGCCUUCUUGUUGGACAACGUCCGCAAUGUAUCUCUGCAAACUCGAGUCAGAAACGGUGUCAAGGACUUCAUCAUCAAGAAUGCCCCAUCAUUGGAUUUAACUCUGGAAUCAUGUCUCGUCACAUCCGAUCGCGGUCGUCAAAGCUUUGGUAUCCCAGACGUCUUGAUUCCUUCCUUCUUGGCCUGGUUUGAAGAUGAACGCAAGACGGCAUUUAAAAAAUACUCUGAUGGAACAUCUGUAUCAGACUUGUUUAAGAAUGACGAGCUGCAAUCGUCGUCGUCAAGUAACAAUACGCUCGGAAAUAGUCUGGCUCGUAAACGAUUACUGGGUCGUAGUAAUGUGCGAUCGGAACAAGAUGAUGCCGCUGCUAUGGAUGCUUUUGCUAUGAUGUCGUCGCCCACUGACGAGGACUCUCCAAUGGAGAAUUCAAGAGCUAAACGCCCAAGAUUAACUAUGGAUCAGUCAUAUGAAUUAUAUAUUGCUGCAUCGGCUGAUGUACUCGACUCUCCACUCAGUGCUGGACUAACACCAACUCCAACUGCGAUGGAUCGUGAAGACAGUCCAUUCCCAUUGACUCGCUACACUUCCUUGGUUAAGCAAAUGAUGCCCAACUACGCCGACCUCCCCAAAUCAACCCGAAUCGCUAUCAAGAAAUCAGCCAAGAACUUUUUGAUUGCCACCAUCGGUCUCGAACGACUCAACGAAUGCAUUGUUUGGCCCAAGAAGGGAAUCUUCCAAACAUAUUCGAUUCCAUACCACCUCCACAAUGCCUUCUACCAAUGGAUUGGUGACCGUUUUUCACAAUACUGUGCUCCCGCUGGAGGUCGAAAUCUUGAGAUCGGUGCUGCUACAGCACAACAAGACGAACAAGAAGAAGCUGAAGUUUCUACACCGUUAGUGAGAGAGGACAGUGUCGUACAAGACGCCGUAGCUAUGGAUGUCGAUCCCACCACUCUAUAG
Molecule: messenger RNA, 2436 nt
Organism: Synchytrium microbalum
Lineage: Eukaryota; Fungi; Chytridiomycota; Chytridiomycetes; Synchytriales; Synchytriaceae
Exons: 4
Coding region: 1-2436 (811 amino acids)
Source: RefSeq, a predicted model, not a curated record